AUGGAAAAUGGUAACGGAGAUCAUGCUGCUAAUGGUAACGGAGUUGCUUACAGUCACGUGAAGCCUCUUUGGCCUAUCUACUAUCGAGUACUUGGUGGAGGACCUCACGUUCGAUUCUCGCUUUUCUCUAGGUUUCCUCGUUGUCCCUGUACGGAGACGCAUGCUUAUCCUAAUGACCUUGAGAUUGAGGAGCUGAAUGCCAUGGUGGAUGCCCAGGGUGCAAGGAUUUUGGAGCUCGAGGGGACAAUAGUAGAUGAGUUUGCUAGGGCUGAGGGCGCUCGAUUAGCUGUGGUGCAUGAUAGAGGGAAGGAUAGAGCCUUGGAGAGAUUUUUGAAAUUUACUCCGCCUAAAUUUAUUGGAGGACCUAAUCCUGAGUUAGUGGAGAACUGGCUAGAAAGAAUGACUAACAUAUUUGCCGCCUUAGAUUAUACUGAGGAGAGGCGAGUGACCUUUGCUGCCUUCCAAUUUGAGGGUGUAGCACAGAAACGGGAGGACGAAUUCAGAAAACUGAGACAGGUGGCUUCUAGUGUGGCUGACUAUGAUGGGAGAUUUACUAAGUUUUCUAGGUACGCUCCGGAAUUGGUGACUAAUGAGUGGAGAAGGAUAAGGCGAAUUGUACAAGGACUUAAUGUGGAGAUUCAUGAGGGGUUGGCAACAGCCCAAAUCUCUACGUUCACUGAACCUCUAGAGAAAGCGCAGCGAGUCGAAAGCGCAAGGCUGCAAGUUAGGGACUUCCAUACUAAGAAAUGGAGCACUCCUAAUUACUCUUCUGGACAAGCAAGUAAAAGUGCCCCACCUCCCAAGAUGGGAAGAGGAACAGGAGAAAUAAGGACCGCUGGAGCUCCAAGAGAGGCUUUAUCAAGUGGAGGCCGUAAUGGGCAAGGUCAAGCGAGAGGAACACCUUCUGGUGGUCAGGGCGUGACUUCUCAAGUUAGUUGUGGCUACUGUGGCAAGUCCAACCAUGCGGAGAAUGAUUGUUGGAGGAAAUUGGGGAAGUGCUUGUAUUGUGGCAGUAUUGAGCACCAGAUAUCAAAAUGCCCAAGUAUACCAAAAGAAGUAGGUAGUACUCAAAGACCCGAAAAAUCAGCCUCUAAGCAGUCUAGUGCUGGGGGGAGUCAACCUAAGGUGCCUAUUAGGGUUUACGCAUUGGACUAUCAACAGAUUCCCGAUUCUACUGAGGUGGUUGAAGAUGUGAAGCCAACUAAGUUACCUUAUGACUUGGAGGUUAGAACGCCUACUAGGGAUCAAAGUUUAAUUGCAAACUUGGUGUAUAGAGAUUGCGAUAUAUGGGUUGAAGAGUGGAAAUUACUAGCUGAUUUCAUGAGUUUAGCUAUUAAGGGAUAUGAUGUUAUCCUAGAAAUGGACUGGUUAGCUCGCUACCAUUGUGACGGCCCCACCUCCCCCUAA
Coffea eugenioides is the source of this 1407-nucleotide messenger RNA. RefSeq lists its product as uncharacterized. Bases 1 to 1407 code for a protein of 468 amino acids. Gene Ontology annotation, molecular function: zinc ion binding; nucleic acid binding. The record is from RefSeq and is a predicted model, not a curated record. Lineage: Eukaryota; Viridiplantae; Streptophyta; Magnoliopsida; Gentianales; Rubiaceae. The transcript is spliced from 5 exons.